Molecule: messenger RNA, 2238 nt
Organism: Oppiella nova
Lineage: Eukaryota; Metazoa; Arthropoda; Arachnida; Sarcoptiformes; Oppiidae
Source: the annotation of a GenBank genome assembly
AUGGAUGACAGAAAUGGGCAAAUCUUCCGCACCAAAGAUACGCACAAAAGCUUGGAUGUGAUCUGUGGCAAAGAGCACAUGACUGUUAGGGCUGAGUUCAGCGCUCCCUUCCAGGGGAUCAUAUCAUCGAAGGGCACGUAUGGUCAGGACAACUGUGUCUACAUUAAGCCCUUCUCGAGUAUAACUCACGCCACCUUCAAUGUGAAGUACGAUCAGUGCGGUACUAAACCAGACCUCCAGGGAAAGUACUACGAAAAUACCAUUGUCAUACAGUAUGGCACUGACAUCAUAGAGGCCUGGGAUGAGGCUAAACGACUCAGAUGUGAAUGGUUUGAAGCCUAUGAAAAGCCGGCAACUUUUCGACCGGCCAUUCCUGUGGCAGAUCUGGAUGUGAUUGAGAUGAACUUCCAGGGCGACGAAAUAGACUGCUGGAUGUCUAUCCAAGAGGGGAAAGGUCCCUGGGCCAGGGAGGUGUCACGCAUUGUAGCCGUCGGCCAACCGAUGACUAUUGUGAUCGCAAUCAACGACUUUAAGAAUCAGUUUGAUAUGAGAGUGAAGUCGUGCUUCGCUCACGACGGCGUUAAACCUGCCAUUCAUUUGACUGAUGAAUACGGAUGUGUCUUACGGCCCAAAAUGCUGUCCCCUUUCAAGAAGAUUCGCGACUCCAAAGGGAAGGCAACUCUGAUAUCUUACGCACAAUUCUUAGCUUUCAAGUUCCCGGACAGUAUGGAUGUCCAAAUUCAGUGCACUGUAGAAGUCUGUAGACAUGGAUGUGCCGAUGCCUGCCAAGUGGGUGGACCUCACCAAUCAAAUAAUCCUUCAAUGCAGGUAUCAGCGGAUAUUCAUCACGCAAUACCCGAGCAAAAAGCGCCCGAACAUGACACCCACCCCUCAUUUAAACCCGAGGAUGAGCCGCAGCCUGUGUUCCAAGAUAUAGGCGCUUCAAACGCAGCCCCGAUGUCUCUGAUGACAAUGAGUAGUGAUGUGAACGCAUAUAAUAUGAAAAACAAUGAACAGAUGCACAGCUCGGAAGAGACAACUCAUGAAUCCCAUGAUGACUAUCCGGCACUUCCGUCGAACCAAAACUUUGAUAUCCAGGCCUUUGGAGAUCAUAUGUCUCAACAUGAGAGUGAAAAUAAGCCCACAUUUCAAGUGCCAGACCUUCACAUUCGUGACAAGGAUUUGAAUUUUAACCAAAAGUUUAAACUUCCAAACCUUUCUGACCUGAAAAUCGGUAAUUUAAAACCUGAAGACUUGAAUAUCGCCAACAAAUUGCUUUCAAGUCACGGUUUAAACAAAGGAAAUCUGGACUUAAGUAAUUUAGCGGCAACUUUCGCACAGGGAUUACAGCACAAAGAUAUCAUGUCUUUGAUUCAAACAAAUAACAUGAAAGACUUGGUCUCAAAGUUCACGAAUCGGGUCGAAGAACAGCCGAUCGCUGAAGCGCUUCAAUCGGUUAAUGAGAAACAUUUGAGUCGAGAAACAAACCAAAGCAUUGCGACGACUGAACAAUCGCUAACCAAUCCAUACAAUACCGAACCCACACCUCCCACACAGUCGACUACUAAUCUCUUUUACAACAAUGGGUUACCCGAACCCGAGCCGCCACUGAACGCACCCAUAGUUCCUCAUCCCUACAAUCGGUUUCCGUUUAAUAUUUAUAAUCAGUUUAAUAAGAAAAUUGCAAUCAAUUUGGAGAAACCACUGCCACACUCAGCACCUGUAGCCCAGAUUCUGGACAUUCCACUUCAGCCGGGAAUGCCAUUCCUACAAAUACCAGCAAAUGAAUUACACAAACAUCAAAUAAUUAGCGCCCAAAAGCCUUUAGCCCAUAAUCCGCAUCAAAUUCAUCCAAACAUUUUAAAGCAAGCACUUCAUCACCCGUCACAUCCUUUCCCACCAUUGAUUCCGAACAAUCAAAUUAUCAUGAAUUUGAUGGACAAAAGAAAAGAUUCUAUAAUAAACCCGAGGAAUAAAGGGAACGGUGGCCCACAAUCACAGUUCCCAUUCGGGCCGCGAUCUCUUCGGUUGCGGCGAUCCGUUGAUCCGAUGGCUAAUGAGAUCGGUGUGAAGAAGGGCUUCCAAGUGGUCACAUCAGUCGACUUGGCCUUCUUCCCCAACUUCACCACUGAUUCGGCGCCUAUUUAUUCGGGUCGAAGAGAUAAUAUAGUUUAUGGGGUGUGUCUGCCGGCCGCACAUUUGGCCACAGAUCUAUUAAAACUAUCGAUCACUCAAUAA